CCGAGCCGGAGUACAGGGAAACUACGGCACUUAAAGGAAACCUCAAUGCCACAGGAUUUACCCCUUCGCCAACUUUUCCUGGGAUUAAUCGAGCGAUUCUUGUGAAAAUAAGGACACCCGAGGAUGCUGGUGACAGAUGCGGCGUGAUUUUGGAGCAGUUGUUGUGGGAGAUUCUUAGAAUGUUAUGGAGCUAGCGCGCUAGCCCUGCUGUCGUCUGCUAAACAUGGUGGCCACUGGACGAAAAUGUAGAGAGGGUUUUUAAAUAUUCAAGAAAUGUUGUUGCCACUUGCGGAAUUGUUUAUAUAGGAUGCGUUCGUUGUCUUCUUUGUGAUAUGUUUAUGGAUUCUUACGACGCAAAAAAUAGGUUCAUUCAUGUUCUAAAGCAUUAGCUAACGGGUGCAAGCUCGUGCGAACCCCGCUUUAAAAGUUACUGCCAAGUUUGUCCAUCGUUUAUGUCCGAACGACCAGUAGUCCAUGUUUGCGUUCGGAUACGUCCAGGUCCCGUCAAAUCAAAGCAGUGUUUUUACCUUAUCUCGCAACAGUGUUUCAUGUGUCAUCCUUUGCAACAUUGUAACAUUUCGACUAGCCGUGAUGCCUGGAAGCCUCGAUGUGGCUGAGGUAGCCUAGCCUAUGGUGGGAGGAAGGCGCAGGUGCAUUGGAAAAGUUAUAAUGGAAACUGUUCCGUUACUGUUGGUGUCUUCAGAUGGAAAAUCAUUGGAUACAUUUUAUCACAUCGUAUCACGGAGAACAUGCAACGUGUAGAGUCUUUAAGAAACGAAAAGGGUCUAACUGUACGGCUGCAUGGGCCGUAUGCAUCAGACACGACGAAUGCUUGAGAAUGAAUGCGUUGAAAAUCAAACCGCUCGUCUCAUGAACUAAUUCAUGGCACUGACGACCAAGGCUGCUUUCAACAUAUGCAUUAGAUUUAUUACAAAACAGGAGACCACUGGACUUCCACUUAUUCUAACACACGUCCCGAGGAAAUUACAUGGAGACUAGUUUGACAUGCCCAGGAAGGAGUUACCGCUGCCGGAGGGUUGGGAAGAGGCCCGAGACUUUGACGGAAAAGUCUACUACAUUGACCACAUCAAUCACACGACAAGCUGGAUCGACCCGAGAGACAGGCAGACCAAGCCUCUGUCGUUUGCGGACUGCAUCGGGGACGAGCUGCCGGUGGGAUGGGAGGAGGUGUACGACCCAAACGUGGGCGCCUACUAUGUGGACCACAAUACCAAGAGCACGCAGCUGGAGGACCCGCGUGUGCAGUGGCAGCGCGAGCAGCAGCACAUGCUGGAGGACUACCUGGAGGUGGCGCAAGAGGCCCUGAGCGCCCAGCGCCAGAUCUACCAGGUCAAGGAGCAGCGGCUGGAGCUCGCCCAGCACGACUACCAGCAGCUGCACCAGUCCUGGAGGGACAAGUCCACCUCCCAGACCAGCCUAAAUUCCAGAUCUUCCUCCAGCAGCAAGUAUGACCCAGAAAUCCUCAAAGCUGAGAUAGUGACGGCCAAAAGUAGGGUGACUAAGUUAAAGAGGGACUUGGCCUUCAUGCGGCAGGAGCUCCAGUAUAAGGAGCAGGGAUUCGAGACGCUCAAGGAGAUCAACCAGAAGGUGUCCAGCAGCGCGGUGUAUGGCUUUAAGCCACAGGAGGCGCAGGCUAUCCUGAGGGAGGUGAAGAGCAUCAGGGAGGCCAUCAGCUCUGGGGAGAAGGAGAAGCAGGAGCUCAUGCAGAAACUGGCUGCAUUGAAAGAUGGCUUCCAGCUGGAGGCGGGCUCUCAGUCAGAUCUGUGGGCCAGCAGCACGUCAUUGGCCAACUCCAACCUGUCAAUCCCACGCCUCUAUUCCGAUGCCCAAUCCCAGACAGACAUCCCCGCUGAGUUUGUAUCAAACAGUAAUAAGCUGGCUGAGAAGGUGCGUCUGAGUCUGAAGUAUGAAGAAGCUAAGAGGAGGAUUGCGACGAUCGAGGUGCAGAUAGCGAAGCUGGACAGCGAGGCGUGGCCGGGGCUGCUGGACCCCGAGCGGGACCGCCUGAUCCUGAUCAGCGAGAAGGAGGAGCUGCUGAAGGAGCUGCAGUACGUGCGGCCCAGUCCGCACACGCCCAGCGACGCACAGCGCCUGGAGACCGAGCGACGACGCCUGGAGAAGGACCUGCAGGCCGCACGCAGCAACCAGAGCAAGGCGCUCACCGAGAGGUUAAAACUGCACUGCAAGAGGAACAAGCUGGUGAAGGAGUUGGAGGAGACGGUGCGCUUGGCGUCCUCACUACACACUCAGCUGAAGAGUCUAUCAGAGAGCACUCUCUCGUGUUCGUCGGGCAGCAGCCGUGGUUCCCUGGCGUCCAGCCGCGGUUCCCUAGCAACCACGUCCAGCCUGGGCUCUGCGUCGUCGCUGAGCUACACGGACAUCUACCUGGAGCAGCCGGAACUCUCCGACCCGGACUUCCAGAGCAAGCUGGAACAGCUGCUGGCCGGCACCGCUACCGGCUCCACCGCCCCCGGGUCAGGGUUCAGGCCGUCCGGCUCCAUCACCACCAUCCACGAGAAUGAGGUGUCGGAGGCGGGCCCUGGGGUGAUUGGCGGGUCGGGGGCGGGUCCGGGUCUGGGCUGGCGUGCGCAGGCCCUGCGUGUGUCUGAGACGCCGCGCUCCAUGACCUCGCUGUCCCCGCGCUCCUCGCUGUCCUCGCUCUCGCCGCCCUGUUCGCCGCUCGUCACCGACGCCUCCUUCCUGCCCGGCGAGGCCUUCGCCACCGCCCACAAUGCACUGGGGCUGGACGCCGAGCUGCAGAACCGAUUGGCCGAGCUGAGGCUGCUGGACAAGACGGACGAGCAGACGCACACGCAGGAGGAGCCCCGCGCAGCGGGAGCGGACCAGGCCAAGGAGGUUAUUGCUCAAUCCAGGGGGGCGGGUCUUGGGCCCAAAAAGGCGGGCGUGACCUCAGCAGUGUCUGACGAAUCAGUGGCAGGAGACAGCGGCGUCUACGAGCCCUCGGACAAGAAGCCGGGUGUACCUGCGGAGCUGCUGAGCUACGAGGAGAGCGUGGCGCUGGGCUGCUCCCAGAUCAGUCUGGGCCUGAAGCACGAGGCCAAGGAGCAGCGCUUCACCAUCUCAGUGCUGCACAUGGCCAACUGCUCCACUCUCCCUCUGCCUGCUGAACAGAACCUGUACGUGCGGGUGGCUGUCCUGCCAUGUUCGGAGGCCACGCGCUGUCUGUUCCGCACCUCCGGAGUCGCCCCGCAGGACACUGUCCAGUUCAACGAGGUCUUCGGCAUGGACAUGACCCACAAUGCACUGCGGCAGAAGACGCUCCGUGUGGACGUGUGUGUCACCAGCAGCUCUGGACGAGAGCACUGUCUGGCGGGGGCCCAGAUCAGUCUGGCUGAUGUGGGGUCGUCAGGGGAACGGCAGGUGAAGUGGUAUAACCUGCUGAAUCACGCCCACAUGUCCAGCAUCGACAGGAAGGAGCCCACGCCACACACACAGCAGACAGCACUGCCUGGUACUCCACAGAGACCUGCUACAGCCCAGCAAGACUGGCCCGUGAUGGAUGGCUUUGAGGACGAGGAAGGCAGCGACGCUGAGGGGGAGGAGUUCUACCCUGACAGCGGCCAAUGGGAGGCCGAGGAGGAGGAAGAGUCGGCAGCAGCGCCCAACCUGACACGCCCCCCACCCCCCAUAGCCGAGAAGGUGAAUAAGGAGACCAGCAUGGAUGGUAUGCGCCACCGCCCCCCCUCCUCGUCCUCCUCAGUGGUACGGCCCAAAGAGCGGCGGCAGGAGCUGCAGCAGCAGAACCCCUUUGUGCGGGGCAACACCAUCAUCCGCUCCAAAACCUUCUCCCCGGGACCGCAGAGCCAGUACAUCUGCAGGAUUAACCGCAGUGACAGUGACAGCUCCACACUGUCUAAGAAAUCCCCCUUUGUGAGGAACGCUUCAGAGAGACGCAGUGUUCGGAUGAAGAAGCCCCCCCUGGUGGUGCGUGGGCUGGAGCACACGGCGCUGGACCUGGAGCUGGAUCUGCAGGUGGUGCGGACGCGGCACGUUCGGCUGAGUCAGGAGCUGCACGUGCUGCGGGAGCUCAAGCAGCAGCUGGAGACGGCCAGGCAGCAGGGCCAGCAGCAGCUACCGGCCUGGGUCCAGCAUGACGAGCGCUUCCACACACUCCUCAGACAGGCCGAGAGACAGACGGCGGAGGAGGUGCUGCAGGAGCAGCGUGUUGAGAGGAUGAUGCGUGUGGCUGCCAAGGACGUGCACAAGAUCAGAGGCCAGAGCAGGAAGGAGACGCCCGAGAUGCAGACCUUCAGAGAGAAGAUGGCGUUCUUCACACGGGCCAAGAUAAACGUUCCCGACCUGCCAUCCGACGACGUGUAGCCGGAGCGCUCCAGUAUUCCCCGAGUCCUCCCCCUGCUGUUUCCAUGGAAACGCGGGCCGGCAGGGCCUCUGGUGGUGAAGUGAAGUGUGUGUGAGAGAUGACGUCCGUGGAGCUGGAAGCAGAUCGGCUCUCCUCUGUAGCUCGCAGACUUGCAAAUCCACAUAGGUUCCUUUUUUUUAUUUAAAAUUAGUAACAAGAUUUUUUUUUUUUUUUACAGUGUGUAGCAUUGUUUUCUGUUACUAAUGCGUGUGUAUUUUGGUAUUCUGUCAUAGGGUUAUGUUGUGUUAGGAUACACACUUGUCGCGCUCACUCACACACACACACACACCUGUCCUUUGACGUGUAGGAACACCAAGUACUGCUCCCUGAGACAAGGGGCAAUGCUACUUUAAACACAGACAGACAGACACACACAUACACUCACACACACUCUCACACACACGUGAGGUACUGGCAGUAGGACAGCGUUCCCAUUAAGCACAAGUUUGGCUGUUGCUACCUCCCUCCUCUCCGACCACACACACACACACACAACACACACACACACACACACACACACACACACACACACACACAUACACACACAUGAGGGGAAGCCUGAAUUGAUGCUAACGUUAGCCAUGGCCGGAUGAGUAGCAUCCACCAUUUGGCUCUGAUAGCUGUGCCGAAUGUGCCCCCCCAGCCCCCCACCCCCCCUCUGAGACUCUAUCUGACAAUGACAUUCAUGUGUACAGUCAUGGAUGACCUUUGACACUUGACCUCUUGACCUCUGCACUCUCUCCCCGGGGUAUCCGUUAGUAGCAUCCACUAGACUGCACUUGCUCACGCACGCUCUCAGGUAGGAUAUGGGAUAGUUCAUGCACUUUAAAAAAGGAAUCCAGAGGUAGAUAGGGAGAGAGAGAGAGAGAGAGAAGGAUGGGGCGGGUUGAGAAUCAUUCUUAGAACACUAUGAACAAUAGCACCAUGGCGAUGUAUCUUAUGUGACCUUUGACCUUUUUUUAACUGGCUAGAUUGGUAGUCACCCUUCUGCAAAAGAAGAGAUCCGUGUGUGUCCGUGAGGAGAUAUGAUUGAUUUAGAAUUUGAAAUUAUUUGAAGAUUAAUGGAGAAUUCCAAGCACCUGCAGCGUAAUCGGUUUCCUUUAGUCCUUGAGAGCUAGUAGUUCCUGUCGCUCCUGCCUACUUUCCUUGCUCCUGUUUCUCAGACACACACACACACACACACACACACACCCGCACACACCCGCACACUCACAUACAGGCGUGGGGGUGAGUGGAGAGAAUGGUACUUCAUUUCAGUUUGGACGGUCAGACAGCAUCUGUGUGAGGGAUGUGUGGUCCAUCUGGGGAACACACACACACACACACACACACACACACACACACACACACACACACACACACACACACACACACACACACACACACACAGAUGACUGCUUUUUGGAGGGGCUGGAUAUGUGAAGGCGGGGUGCCAUCUGUGAAUGCUUCUGUAAGUAAUGUGUGUGUGUUCAUGCUUUUGUUGGAGAGAGUGUGUGUGGACCUACAGUGUGAAAUAGCAUGUGUGUCUGUGCAGGGUGAGGUGUGAGAGUGUGAGAGAGAGAUAGACAGAGUCCUGCUAAUGCGAUGCUAAUGUGUGUGAAAUAAUAGAUGUUGAGUUGCCAUUGCUCUGCUCCCAGACCACAGGGGUACACACACACACACACACACACACACACACACACACAGGGCUCCCUUCUCCUCCCUUACGCUGGCACCCUGGUCCGCUCCCGUCUCGGCUGGCCUUUGGGCUGCGAGGUUGAAUUAUGUAUGGAAUACACACACACUCUCUCACACACACACACACACACACACACACACACACACACACGCUCCCUCUCAUACACACUCAGCUUACUUUCUCAUCCUACAUACGCACACACAGUGUCUUCCUCACACACACACACACACACACAGCUACAGGGAGCCAUCUGGCUUUGAAGGAGACUGCUGUAUGUCUGUGCUGUAUGUCUGUGCAGUGUUGAUUUGCUUCAGUCUGAAGAGAUCUUCAUUUCUCAAAAGAUUAACUCCACGACACACACAUGCUACUGCGGUGCAUUCUAAAUCAGAAUGCAGGAUAUACGCUUUAAUUGGCUGCUUUGUAUAUUUUAUUGGAGAGAGAUGUUUUUCACUUCUGUGUAUGCGGUAAAUGUGGUUUGCAUACUGUAAACAAGUGAAGUCCUCUCGUAAUCUCAUAUCAGACGGAAGUUCAAACAGCUGAGCUUCGACGAGAUUAAAAGAAGUCUUUAGAUUCCCAGACUGGCGUAUAAAUAAGUUAAGAACUGCGCUCAGCUCCACUACAUACUGUACAUAUCCCCUGCGCUCCAGCACAAACUGAGCAACUCUUUACACGCUUACACUAAAUCAAAGUGUGUAAGUGUGUGUAAAUGAGACUGCACUCCUACUUCACAUCACCCUAGUCAGACACACACACACACACAGAGAGAGCCUUAACAGCAUGCUGCAAAUUCCUUGAUCAUUUGUAGUCACAAAGUGUCCCCUCUGCCCAUUCUGAGGUAGGAGAAGCUUUAGGGUUUUAUUUUGUUUUCAACACUAGAGAACAAACGUGCAGCAAGAACGUCUCUCAACCUCAGAACUUUGAGAGGCUGGAGAACAUUCCACGGGUGCUAGAACUGGAGCAUACUCAUUCCUGACAGGCGUGGGCUUUAGGGUUCUGCGUCCAGUCACCCUCUACUGCCCUCUACUGCCAAGAUUCCAUCUCACACACACACACACACACUACUGCAAGCAUUCCCUCUUCCACACACACACACACACACACACACACACACACACACACACACAUUCACACACUACUGCAAGCAUUCCCUCUUCCACACAAACACACACAACUACUGCCUGCAGCCUGUCGUGUCAACAUUCCCCCCUUGCAGCGCUCCAAUACUGUGCUUUGUAGAGAGGGAGCAGUGGCUGAUGGGUAGUUGCUGACUCAUUCUGGAUCAGACACCAGCUGUGUUGGGAAGCCCUGAGCUCUGGGUAUGAGCAGCUCUCUCUACUUCCGUGUGUGUGUGUGUGUGUGUGUGUGUGUGUGUGUGUGAGAGACACGUCUCCUCAGAGUCUGUGCCUCGCUAUUGCUUGUCAGUUUUGGCUCAGAGAGUGUGAUGUGUGUGUGUGUGUGUGUGUGGGGGUGCAUUGGUGGCAUUGGUGCUGCUGUUCUACCUGAGGUCCGGAAUGACUUAUUAUGACACGGGCCGUUCACCCAGAAGCAAUAAGACCCACCGGUCCAGUCAGACUCGUGUUGGCCAAGCAGCCCAGUGGACACUGCAGGCCAGGCUAAAGGGCCCGUGGACACAUAGAGUUUGGGCUAAUGACUGGAACACCGUUGAUUUCUCAUAGAUGUUCAUGUGUCUUCUUCAGAGCCUGAUUUCUCAUAGACUUUCAUGUGUCUUGUUCAGAGCCUGAUUUCUCAUAGACUUUCAUGUGUCUUGUUCAGAGCCUGAUUUCUCAUAGACAUUCAUGUGUCUUGCUCCGAGCCUGGUGCUGUUAUAGUGGCAGAUGGAUCAUGUCUCUUUGAAAGCUGCUUGACGUGAGCGUCGGACUCUCGGGAUAUGUGGUGGUGAUGGCUGAUGUUCAACUGUAAUGGGUGUUUCCCUCCUGAUCUCGGUGUCAUGUGGACCAGGAAGCAUCAGGUUAACUAUAGGUCGACACUAGAUCUACAUUCCAUUGUUGUUAGUGUGGUGCUGCUGCUGUACAGAUGUUCACCAGCUUUCCUCCCUCAGACAUAUUUUCCCUCAUUGUAGAUCUCCUGUCCUGUCCCUCCUCCCAUACUGCUGGACACGUCUCCCAGAGGAGCAUUUUGGAACACUAAAGGGCCGUUCACACCAAGAACGAUAACGAUAACUAUAAACAAAUAUCGCUCUCGUUAAUAUGAAUGACAGCGUUCACACCUAAACUAUAACGAUAACGACAUGAAGAACAAUAUCGUUGUUGAUCACUUUCAGAGCGAUUUUGAGAACGGCCCUUAAGUAAGCACACAUAGCACACUAGGAAACCACAUAAUAGCACACUAGGAAAGCCCAUGUAGGGCCUUAGGAAAGCCCAUGAAGGUUACAAGGAAAGCACAUUUGGGAAAACCCAUGUAGGACUCUAGGAAAGGUCAUGUAGGAUACAAAGAAAGCACAUGUUGGAUACAAGGAAAGCCCAUGUAGGAAACUAACUCUGCUUAGCUAACUGCUGUCCUACAGGUUAAGGACACUGAAGGAACUUUAUGAAAAUGGCUUAAAUUAUCCACAAGGGGGCAGAGUUGUGAAGAGUCUGGAAAUGCCAGAGAGGUGCGGAGAGUUGUUAAAGCGCAAUACAAAGUGCACACCUAACAUUCAGCUGGAAUAUACACCACACCACACAUUUCUACUUCUUACCUGUAUCAUAUCAAUGUGUUAUCAGCAUAUAGAAAUGAUUAGAAAAUUAUGAAAAAAUGAAUGAUGUAAACAUGAAUGAGGAACUGUAUGUAUGGACCUAUACUCCACCAUGUUCGCCCCUCUCAGAGGUAAGGGUAGGUGAUGCGAGAUGUUUAACCUCUCAGAGGUAAGGGUAGUUGAUGCGAGAUGUUUAACACUAAUGCACAAACAGUUUUCAUUUUUAAUUUCGGUUGGAGGUUCUUCCAGAGUUCUGGCUCAGGCAGGGUAGAACUCCAGAGAGCGGCGGACUUAAGAGAGUACAUGUACUACCAUAUAUUGGUUCUACCUGCGCAGUAAAACAGGUGAUCUCACUAAUUAGCUGAUCCACCUGGCUGAAGAGUGGUGCUAACUGGAACUAUCACAGUGGUUUUAUUGCCUGAGGGUUUUCCCUGUUCCAGAUGUCCUUGGUCGAGGUCAAGAAGAUGGUGUAUGGUGGUGGGUUGUUCUUGAUCGAGGGUUGAGUCCCAGUGUGGAUGGAGGACGUGUGUGUGUGUGUGUGUGUGUGUGUGUGUGUGUGUGUGUGUGAGUAAAUAUGGCCUUAGGGGGAGGACUGGAUGCAUGUGGGGGGAGUCUGAGCUCUGGGUCCGUGGAUGUUACGUACGGCAUGUGCGCUCAUCUCACGAGGACCACUUAUGUGAUGUUUUUAUUUUUUAAUCUUUCACUUCAGUCUGAUCUUUCAGUUCAUCAGCACAAUCAGACAUUUUACAUGACCAAGACCCUCGCUUUGCUUAAUCAAUUUUCAAAUGAGAAACGAUCACUAUCACUUCUCAAGAUGGUAGAAACAAAAGAUUGUCAUUGUAGGUUGAUCUAGAGGUUUCUGUUUGUUUUCCAGGUUUUUAUUUUUUAAUCAGUUGUGUAAAUGGUGGCGAAGACCUCAGUCUUUCCACUGAGACGGUUGUGAGAAAUCCAGCAUGUAUUUAUUGCACUUUUGUGAUUUGGGUUUGUUGUCUUUCUUUUCUCGUGACUCCUAAAAGCUGUGAAUUUGUUUUUGUUUUUGUUUUGUUUUUCAUCGACACUGUACUGUCAAAGCAGAAUUGUACAUAUGUCACCAGCACAAGAAUGUUUUGUAGUUUCACAACAAAUAUAAAAAUGUUCUUUUCUUCUA
Messenger RNA from Sardina pilchardus (European sardine), 9922 nucleotides. RefSeq names its product WW and C2 domain containing 1 (gene wwc1). The record is from RefSeq and is a predicted model, not a curated record. Gene Ontology annotation, biological process: regulation of DNA-templated transcription; cell migration; regulation of hippo signaling. The coding region runs from base 1006 to 4362 and encodes 1118 amino acids. Gene Ontology annotation, molecular function: molecular adaptor activity; kinase binding. The transcript is spliced from 23 exons. Lineage: Eukaryota; Metazoa; Chordata; Actinopteri; Clupeiformes; Clupeidae. Gene Ontology annotation, cellular component: cytoplasm.